GAUUCCAUCACCAUGAAAUCUACGAUGAUUCAGUAUUACACCUUACUAUUUCCAGGAUUCAAGUUGUCAGGGUGAACUCUUUUCUAAAGCACAUCCUUGCAAAGAUGGCUUGCUAUAGCAACUUUACAGGUGAUCCAAACCAUUUAGAAGAGCUAAACAAAUUACAGUUAUCACAAGAGGAAUCUACUCUUUCAAUAUGGAAACAAAUUAUAGACAGCCAUGUUGUUGAAUCCAGUGAUGUCAACAUUUUGACAGACAAGAAUGAAUGUGAUGAUCUUAAUGUGGCAUCUGAAGAAAAUGAUCAGGAUGAGUAUUUUUCUGAUGGGGAGUAUACUCCUGGAAACACCAUGAAGGCUAAAAACUCAAAGCUUCAAUUAAGAGCCUAUCAAAAAGAACUGGCUGUGAAAGCACUGCAAGGGUUAAAUGCUGUGAUAUGUGCACCAACAGGCUCUGGGAAAACAAGAGUAGCAACAUACAUUAUACAAAAUCAUUUUCAGAGGACUGAUGGCCCAAGGAAAAAGAAAGUGGCAUUUUUGGCUAAAACAGUACCAUUGGCAACUCAGCAAUACAAAUCAUUGUGCAAAUACUUGCCAGACAGCUUGAAGACAAUCUGUGUGACUGGGAAGGAUAAAAACAGCUCAAAUCUUCGGAUGCUUCUAAAAUACAAUGAUGUCUUAGUAAUGACCCCUAUGAUCCUGGUCAAUAAUUUACAAAGAAAAGGUUUAAAACUAAGCAAGUUCACCUUACUUGUUUUUGAUGAGUGCCAUCAUACCAGAAAUUGUGAGCCUUACAACCUUCUGAUGUCAGAUUAUUUAAAAGCCAAACUACAAGGCACUUUAUCCCACUUGCCACAAAUUGUCGGACUGACAGCUUCUAUUGGUAUUGAGAAAUCCAAGACCCUGGAUGAAGCGAAAGAAAGUGUUCUUGAAGUUCUAGGCAACCUUGAUGCACCCCACAUGUGUACUGUGGUAGAGAACAAGGCUGAGCUGAGGAAAACUGUUCCUGUGCCAACAGAGGAAAUGUUUAGUCUUAAAGAGCUGGUACCAGAUGAGUGUUAUACAAAAAUUAUUGACAUCGUAAUGAAACUUGAGGAGCAUGUCAAACAAUAUGCAAAAGCUUUGGGUGAUAAAACUGUGGGUGAACUGGCAGUCUGCGCACCUAAGGCUAAAAAUGAUCUGUCGUACGGACAAUGGGUGGUUAAACUAAAAAAAGCUGCUCUGAGCUUGCAUAUGGGGGUCAACAAUUUGACUGUGAGACAUUUGGUGAUGAUCUCCAAUUAUUUAAUGGCUUAUAAUUUUGCACUGGAGUCUUUUGAUCUGAUAGAGUCUACAGAUGUUGUGAAAUAUUUGAAAAAAAGUUUUAAAGAGUAUGUUGAGAACCCAGACAAAACUGAAGUAGAAAUCAUUCUUUGCAAUUACUUUGAAGAACUUGUACGACUUUCAAGUAAAAAAGUAUCCACCAAUCCAAACUUGGAAAUUUUAAGUGCAAUCAUCAAGCAAAGAAUGGCCAACAGUCAAGACUCUAGGUGCAUCAUCUUUGUUAGAACAAGAGCACUAGCAGAAGCUCUUGCUGAUUGGCUGAACAGAAGUGAAUUAUCAGAUUUAAAUGCAUCUGUUUUUACUGGCACUAGUGCUUCAGAGGAAAAAGGAGGAAUGUCAAAAGAUCAGCAGGAGGGUGCACGUUUUAAUUUUGAACAUGGAUAUGUAAAAAUUCUUGUAGCAACAUCAGUGGCGGAGGAGGGAAUCGACAUUGCUAAUUGUAAUUUAGUGAUCAAGUACAAUAAAAUUGGCAAUGAGGUCACAACAGUGCAAACUAGAGGCGAGUACUUACCCAAUCUUUUUGUUUCAUAGCUGAUCUUUUUUUCUAGGG
Messenger RNA from Physella acuta, 1869 nucleotides. RefSeq names its product antiviral innate immune response receptor RIG-I. The record is from RefSeq and is a predicted model, not a curated record. Gene Ontology annotation, cellular component: cytoplasm. Gene Ontology annotation, molecular function: ATP binding; nucleic acid binding. NCBI's taxonomy places the organism in Eukaryota, Metazoa, Mollusca, Gastropoda, Physidae.